CAGCGAGCGGACCGGCGCGGCGGCCGCGGCUCCAGCAUCCCUGCCCGCGCCCGCAGGAGCAGAGCCGGCGGCCACCGGCGCCCGAGCAGCGCGGCCCCGGCCCGUGCGCGCCCCGCCCGCCAAGAUGCAGCCCGUGUACGCGGAGGCGAAGCCCAACCCGCUGCAGGACGCGAACCUCUGCUCGCGCGUGUUCUUCUGGUGGCUCAAUCCCUUGUUUAAAAUUGGUCAUAAACAGAGAUUAGAAGAAGAUGAUAUGUACUCAGUGCUCCCUGAAGAUCGCUCCAAGCACCUAGGGGAAGAGCUGCAAGGGUUCUGGGACAAAGAAGUUUCAAGAGCCAAGAGUAGUGCACAGAAGCCUUCUUUAACAAAAGCAAUCAUAAAGUGUUACUGGAAGUCCUAUUUGAUUUUGGGAAUUGUCACGUUAAUUGAGGAAGGCACCAAAGUUAUUCAGCCUAUAUUUUUGGGAAAAAUUAUUAAUUAUUUUGAAAAUGAUCCCACGGAUCCUGUGGCUUUGCACACAGCUUAUGCCUAUGCCACGGUGCUGACCGUCUCCACGCUGUUUUUGGCCAUACUGCACCACUUAUAUUUUUAUCACGUUCAGUGUGCUGGGAUGAGGUUAAGAGUAGCCAUGUGCCAUAUGAUUUAUCAGAAGGCACUUUGUCUUAGUAACAUGGCCCUGGGGAAGACAACCACAGGCCAGAUUGUCAAUCUGUUGUCCAACGAUGUGAACAAGUUUGACCAGGUAACCAUCUUCUUACACUUUCUGUGGGCAGGACCACUGCAGGCCGUCGCAGUGACUGCUCUGCUCUGGAUGGAGAUAGGAAUAUCGUGUCUGGCCGGGAUGGCAGUUCUCAUCAUUCUGCUGCCUUUGCAAAGCUGUUUCGGGAAGUUGUUCUCGUCACUGCGGAGUAAAACUGCAACUUUCACGGACGCCAGGAUCAGGACCAUGAAUGAAGUUAUAACUGGCAUAAGAAUAAUCAAAAUGUAUGCUUGGGAAAAGUCAUUUGCAGACCUUAUUGCCAAUUUGAGAAGAAAGGAAAUUUCCAAGGUGCUGAGCAGUUCCUACCUCAGAGGGAUGAAUUUCGCAUCAUUUUUCAGCUCAAGCAAAAUUAUCGUGUUUGUGACCUUUACCUGCUACGUGCUCCUUGGCAACGUGAUCACAGCCAGCCGGGUGUUUGUGGCAUUGACGCUGUAUGGGGCUGUGCGGUUGACGGUCACCCUCUUCUUUCCCUCUGCCAUCGAGAGGGUGUCAGAGGCAAUCGUCAGCAUCCGAAGAAUCCAGGACUUUCUGUUACUUGAUGAGAUAUCACAGCGCAACCCUCAGCUGCUGUCAGAUGGUAAAAGGAUAGUGCACGUAGAAGAUUAUACUGCUUUUUGGGAUAAGGCGUCAGAAAGCCCCACCCUACGAGGCCUUUCUUUUACUGUCAGACCUGGGGAAUUGUUAGCCGUGGUUGGACCCGUGGGAGCAGGAAAGUCAUCGCUGUUAAGUGCCGUGCUUGGGGAGCUGCCGCCGAGCCAGGGGCUGGUCAGCGUGCAUGGAAAAAUCGCCUAUGUUUCUCAGCAGCCCUGGGUGUUUUCGGGAACUGUGAGGAGUAAUAUUUUAUUUGGGAAGAAAUAUGAAAAGGAACGCUAUGAAAAAGUAAUAAAGGCUUGUGCUUUGAAAAAGGAUUUACAGCUUUUGGAGGAUGGGGACCUGACUGUGAUAGGAGACAGGGGAACCACGCUGAGUGGAGGGCAGAAGGCACGUGUAAACCUAGCAAGAGCCGUGUAUCAAGACGCCGACAUCUACCUCCUGGACGAUCCUCUCAGCGCGGUUGAUGCGGAAGUUGGCAAGCACUUGUUCGAACUGUGUAUUUGUCAAACCUUGCAUGAGAAGGUCACAAUUCUAGUGACUCAUCAGUUGCAGUAUCUCAAAGCGGCAAGUCAGAUCCUGAUACUGAAAGAUGGUAAAACAGUGCAGAAGGGGACUUACACUGAGUUUCUGAAAUGUGGGGUCGACUUUGGUUCCCUUUUAAAGAAGGAAAACGAGGAUACUGAACAGCCUCCAGGUCCGGGAUCGCCCACGCUAAGGAAUCGGACCUUCUCAGAGUCUUCGAUUUGGUCUCAGCAGUCGUCUCGACCCUCACUGAAGGACAGUUCUCCAGAGAGCCAAGACAAUGAUGACGUACAGGUAACGCCGUCAGAAGAGAGUCGAUCUGAAGGAAAAGUUGGUUUUAAGGCGUAUAAGAAUUACUUCACAGCUGGCGCACACUGGAUUGUCAUCGUUUUCCUCAUUCUUAUAAAUGCUGCAGCUCACGUGGCGUAUGCUCUUCAGGACUGGUGGCUUUCUUACUGGGCAAACAAACAAAGUAUGCUGAAUGCCACUGUAAAUGGAAGAGCAAAUGUAACUGAGAAGCUAGAUCUUAACUGGUACUUAGGAAUUUAUUCAGGUUUAACUGUAGCUACUGUCCUGUUUGGCAUAGCAAGGUCUCUGUUGGCAUUCUACGUCCUUGUUAAUUCUUCACAAACGUUGCACAACAAAAUGUUUGAGUCCAUUCUGAAAGCUCCGGUAUUAUUCUUUGAUAGAAAUCCAAUAGGAAGAAUUUUAAAUCGCUUCUCCAAAGACAUUGGACAUUUGGACGAUCUGCUGCCCAUGACGUUUUUAGAUUUCAUCCAGACAUUUCUGCAAGUGGUUGUGGUGAUAGCUGUGGCUGUGGCUGUGAUUCCGUGGAUUGCGAUACCUUUGGUUCCGCUUGGCAUCAUUUUCAUUUAUCUCCGGCGAUAUUUCUUAGAAACAUCAAGAGAUGUCAAACGCCUGGAAUCCACAACACGGAGUCCGGUAUUUUCCCACUUGUCAUCUUCUCUCCAGGGGCUCUGGACCAUUCGGGCAUACAAAGCUGAAGAGAGGUUUCAGGAACUGUUUGAUGCACAUCAGGAUUUACAUUCGGAGGCUUGGUUCUUGUUUUUGACAACGUCCCGGUGGUUCGCCGUGCGUUUGGAUGCCAUCUGUGCCUUAUUUGUCAUCGUCGUUUCCUUUGGGACCCUGAUUCUGGCACAAUGUCGAGAAGGAUUCUCAGCAGGGAAGAACAUCGUCAUCACUACCACAUCAGCUUUGGAUGCUGGGCAGGUGGGCUUGGCAUUGUCCUACUCUCUCACCAUCAUGGGGAUGUUCCAGUGGUGCGUUAGACAGAGUGCCGAAGUUGAGAAUAUGAUGAUUUCUGUAGAAAGGGUGAUGGAAUAUACAAACCUUGAGAAAGAAGCACCUUGGGAAUACCAGAAACGCCCGCCGCCGGCCUGGCCCCAUGAAGGAGUGAUUAUCUUCGAUAAUGUUAACUUCAUGUACAGUUUAGACGGGCCCGUGGUCCUGAAGCACCUGACAGCACUCAUUAAAUCUCAGGAAAAGGUUGGCAUUGUGGGAAGAACAGGAGCUGGAAAAAGUUCCCUUAUUGCAGCCCUUUUUAGAUUGUCAGAACCUGAAGGUAAAAUUUGGAUUGAUAAGAUCUUGACAACUGAGAUUGGACUUCACGAUUUAAGGAAGAAAAUGUCAAUCAUUCCUCAGGAACCUGUUUUGUUUACUGGAACAAUGAGGAAAAACCUGGAUCCCUUUAAUGAGCACACAGAUGAGGAGCUGUGGAAUGCUUUAAAUGAGGUACAGCUUAAAGAAGCCAUUGAAGAUCUUCCUGGUAAAAUGGAUACUGAAUUAGCAGAAUCGGGAUCCAAUUUCAGUGUUGGACAGAGACAACUGGUGUGCCUUGCCAGGGCAAUUCUCAGGAAAAAUCGGAUAUUGAUUAUUGAUGAAGCGACAGCCAAUGUGGAUCCAAGAACUGAUGAGUUAAUACAAAAAAAAAUCCGGGAGAAGUUUGCCCAUUGCACCGUGCUAACCAUCGCACACAGACUGAACACCAUUAUUGACAGUGACAAGAUAAUGGUUUUGGAUUCAGGAAGACUGAAAGAAUAUGAUGAGCCAUAUGUUUUGCUGCAAAAUAAAGAGAGCCUAUUUUACAAGAUGGUGCAACAACUGGGCAAGGCAGAAGCCGCGGCCCUCACUGAAACAGCAAAACAGGUAUACUUCAGAAGGAAUUAUCCAGAUAUCGCCCAGACCAACCAUGUGGUAAUGAACACUUCCAAUGGACAGCCCUCAGCCUUCACUAUUUUUGAGACGGCACUGUGAUUCUACCAAGAUCACGCCUGUUCCGGAGGCAUUUUCUAAUAGUUUUUGCACUACGUAAACUGCAUUGUAAUUUUUAUACUCGAUCAACAAAUAUUUGUACAUAUAUGAUGUUAGUUCAUUUGGAUUUUCCCGCUGACUUCAUCCAAUGACAUCAAGCUCUAACAAAAUGGUUUAUUUUUAUUUAUAUGUUGUUGGUUUUUUUAAAAUCUAAAUCAGAGGUGCAGGCCACCAACAAAAGGUGUCUACCGGGUUUUGUGCCUUAAGAAACUCCAGAGCCAAAGCUCCUUUUUAAGGAAUAGGACAAAAUUGGCACAGGUUUGGGUUUGUGUGUGUGUGUGUUACUACCCUCAAAAUUACAUGUUAAUUUCCAGUGGUAUCAGGGAUUCUAUUUACUUGAAGACUGUGUGAAGUUGCCAUUUUGUCUCACCAUUUUCUUUUUCAUAAGUGGGAUCCAUUAUUUCCCCCAAAGGCCUCUAGUUAUUAUAAAAUAGUACAGAUAAAAUCAACAGGCAAAACAAAAAAUAUACUUUAGUUAAGUGACAUCAUAGUAGGGCGAAUCUCCCCCCCCCCACACACAUUCGUACCAAAAAUAUAUAUGGUUAAAGUGUAGAAGAACAAUAUUUUAUCAUAUGUUCUAAAAAAGAAAGAAGGAAUUAUAAUACUGUCUCAAAGUGGGAGGUAAUUUGAUACUGAAGGACACAAGUGUGACCAUCCCUCAUUUUUUAGAUUUUUGAGAUUCUGACAUGGUAACUGUGUUGCAGUUUUGGACUCAGCGUGGUGAUACUUUCCACAAAUGCCAAACCUCUAACUGUAAUUCCUGAAAUAUGUGGAAUUAUUCUUACUGGAGUUCUGGGCUACGGAAGGUUAACCCUCUAUAAACUGUAAGCCUUCGGUUUGGCCUUUAUUGACAUCCUUGCUAAAUUUUAUGGGCUUUCCUAACUUGGUGAGACAAA
Molecule: messenger RNA, 5103 nt
Organism: Microcebus murinus (gray mouse lemur)
Lineage: Eukaryota; Metazoa; Chordata; Mammalia; Primates; Cheirogaleidae
Gene: ABCC4
Product: ATP binding cassette subfamily C member 4 (PEL blood group)
Biological process (GO): transmembrane transport
Cellular component (GO): plasma membrane
Molecular function (GO): ATP binding; ATP hydrolysis activity; ABC-type transporter activity
Source: RefSeq, a predicted model, not a curated record